Messenger RNA from Triplophysa dalaica, 2930 nucleotides. It is a transcript of the gene pkdccb, whose product is annotated as protein kinase domain containing, cytoplasmic b. Gene Ontology annotation, biological process: protein phosphorylation. Gene Ontology annotation, molecular function: non-membrane spanning protein tyrosine kinase activity; ATP binding. The transcript is spliced from 6 exons. The record is from RefSeq and is a predicted model, not a curated record. Lineage: Eukaryota; Metazoa; Chordata; Actinopteri; Cypriniformes; Nemacheilidae. The coding region runs from base 228 to 1592 and encodes 454 amino acids.
UGUGCGUGUCAAUCGCUAGGCAGUGAUGUCGAGGUUUAUGGGAGGUGAUUAUUUGUCCAUCAGCAGUAAGACACGCCCCCGGGGCGUUCCCGCGGCUUAAAUUUACUACACUAAAUUACAGCGCGCCGCGCACGUACUCUGCGUGGCAUUGAGAAGUAACUCUCGACAGAAGGAGCCGCGGCUCAGUGGGACUGAGAACAUUCACAGCAGACUUACGUGAACUUGCCAUGACUUUCUCAAAGAAUCCCUUCUGCGCUUUCUUCUUUGUUGCUUUGUUGUUUUUGACUUUAACGUUUGUUUUGAAGAAAUGGCACUUUGGUCCGCCGGGGACUUUUGGUGAUGCUGCUCGGCCAGAUGGUUUGACUCCCGAGCGCGACAGAUUGCAUCAACAACUGAAGGAAAGACAACAAGAACUCGAGCUACUUCACAUCGCAUCUGAUAAUGCGCAAUCUUCAGAGACAUUUAUCGAUCCGCAUCUGGCCAUAAACGAGAGCCUACAUUCGGAGAACCCUGAAAUGGACAUUGGCUGCGAAGAGCUUCAUGUGAUGAAAGCUGUUGACUUUCUUGGUUCGGGUUACUCCAAAACGGUGUUAAAAGCGGUGUUACCUCAAGGAUCCUUCGUAGCACUGAAAUCUGUGAACCAUCAAGGCACUGACAUGAGACUUUGCAUGGAUGACUUUAAAGAUCACAAGAGCUGUCAUGAGCUGGUUUCUUUCAAACUGAGGAAGGAGAUUGUAUUGUUACAGGGAUUGCAGCACCCCAACAUUGUACAGUUGAAAGGUCAGUGUCAGGACAGCACUGUGGUUGGUGGCAUCACAGCGGUUCUGGAACAGGGGAUGCCACUUCAGAUGAUCCAGCUCCUGCAGAGCCCCUGGGAAGAGCGCUUUCGGGUCUGUCUUGGCUUGGUGAGACUUCUUCACUAUCUCUCUUCCUCUCCGCUGGGUUCGGUGGCCCUGCUGGAUUUCCAGCCUCGGCAGUUCAUUACGGUGUCAGGAGAACUCAAGUUAACUGAUUUGGAUGAUGCAAGUAUUGAGGAGCCGGGCUGUGUGGAAGACUCAGACUGCCUAUUGCAGUUUCCCCUUCGCAAUUUCACCCUCAGAUGCUCCCCUUCACGAAUCUGUGAAGGCUUGAAUGAGAUGCGGAACCUUUACAACGCCUACAGGUAUUUUUUCACCUACCUACUGCCUCAUCAGGCUCCCCCGCUGCUGAAACCUCUUCUUGAAAAAAUAAUGAACUCCACAGGGGAUCUGAAACAAUGCAUUAAUGAAACACUGGUUGACUUCGAAGAGGUUUUGCGUAUGUACAAGUCUGGCUUGCACCUGGAAAAUCUGCCGCCGUUAAUAAGCAGAGAUUAUGCUGUCCUGAAAGGAAUGAGGAGCGUUGGAAAUAUGGAAUACAGAUGCUGGCCAUCGUACAACCAGCAAGGCUGCGUGCUAUCUGUUCACAGUACCAGAGAAGCGUCGCUCAUCUGCAACUCUCACCCGCAGUGCACAAGCUUCUCUUUGAGCAAGGAAAGAACAUGGACGGUCAGUUUACACAACAAUUUUGGGUUUAGAUUAUUUUGCACAUUGAUCAUAAGUAACGGCCACUAAACGUGGAAGUUUAAGGUGUACAGAAUGACUUUUUAAUGUCUUUUAGUUUAUAUAUAUAUUCGCGCUUUUAUGGAAGACCCAUAGUGCCAUGUGUUCUCUCUAAAAUCAAAUAUGCUUCUUCUUUUUUCUAUGAAAUUGUAAAGACAAAUUAAAUAACUCAAAACAGACAUCCAAGCCGUAAAGCAGUCGUAUAAAUGUAUAUUAUUUGCGAAGGAAUGAGUUUAUAAGUUAUAUGGUAGCAAUAAAUCCCUCGCACGACCCAACUUUGGCAUAAUUCAACAGAAAAACUUCAAAAACCAUCAUAUAAAUAUCUAUCUGAUGAGCAGGCCUUUAAUAAAACGCUGACUACCUCUAUUCAGCGUUAUAAAUCAUCUGAACAUAUGUCUGUUGUGUCUGUUUGGAACAUGCUGUGUCUAACCCAAGGGCUCGCCUUGCCUUUACUUGUCUGCAGGUCGACUUCUUGCCUCUUUCAGAAGUGGCUUCAGCCAUCUGGUUCCAGAUGUGAACUCGGCAGUGUAUAUGAGGAAAGUUAAAGCCUCGGGAGCAGUGCUUUGAGAAAAAGAGGAACUGGGGGAAGGGGAAAAAUUGUAGACAAAUGAAUGUGUUAUAUUUAAAGGCGUCUUACUCAAUGGCGUUUGAUCCCUCUGCCAAUCCUACUCACUGCCAAUGAGCGUUUAAAAGGAUUUCCCUUCAGGUAUAAUUAACCUGUGGAUAAAAAAGGAGAAAGAAAAAUACAGCCUUCCAACGUUUUUGUUUUCCUUCUGUUUUGCGAUCACAUGGCACGGCCCACUGGAAGGACAUUGAGCCCAUUUCGCUCUGGCUAAUGCCUGCAGGAGGAAAAGAAAACAAGCUCUUUCACAGAUUUACUUUGAUGUUAAUGAGGCCAGAAGUUUGCUGCGUUUUGCUGGAUGCCAGUAUGUGCCGAGAAUCAUGUCAAUAGGCGGAAAACUGCUGAAACCACAAAAAUGCAGGAAUGUUUAGUGGGAACCAUUGUUCCUCAUGCAUUACCCUAUAUAGGGUAUACAGAAUAUAUAUGGUGGCGUUCCAUACCAAAUUCAAAUGAACAAAGUGUUUGGAUUUUAACAAAAAUAAUAGAAAUAAAAGAUAUUCUUGGUAUUUGCACAUAUAAUACCUAAAAAAAAGUUUUUUCUUCUUUUCUCAGAUGUUUGGACUCUAUGAAUUGGGUAUUUUAUACUUUCAUCCUAUGGGUGUGUCAGUUUUCUUGUUCUUUCAGAGAAAGAGAUAUACAUGUCGUUUAUUUGGUUAUGUUAAGUUUGUAUUUUGUCAUGUUGUAACGCUUUCGUCUGUAAACUAAGAAAUAAAAAACUUGUUUGUUCA